Gossypium raimondii (Peruvian cotton) is the source of this 1824-nucleotide messenger RNA. RefSeq names its product probable protein phosphatase 2C 46. Gene Ontology annotation, biological process: protein dephosphorylation. Gene Ontology annotation, molecular function: cation binding; protein serine/threonine phosphatase activity. Lineage: Eukaryota; Viridiplantae; Streptophyta; Magnoliopsida; Malvales; Malvaceae. The coding region runs from base 419 to 1609 and encodes 396 amino acids. The record is from RefSeq and is a predicted model, not a curated record. The transcript has 5 exons.
AUUGUCUGCUGAAGAAUUAGAGGGAGAAAAACAAAGAGAAAAGAAGAUAGCAAAAAAAAAAGAGAGCAAAACAAAGUGACAAAAGGAAGGGUUUUUAUAAGUUGUUAAGUCCCCAAACCAUAAUCUUUCACAUAAACAAAAACUCAUCCAUUUCAUUUACCAAAUCAUAAACCAAAGUACCAAACUUUUUUUUCCUUCUUCUUUUAUACCCUUUGUUUUGAUUGAUCUAUAGAUCUACAAAUUCUAAUUUGAGAUGAUGGUUCCAGAUCCUUCUUUGCAAAAUAGUCUAACAAAAAGUGAUCCAUUAUUGUGUUGAGAAAGCAAAUAGGAGGAUUGGGUUGGGGUUUGUCUCGGCUUGGUUGUUUUCAGUGAUUGUUUAAAUGAGAUGGUUUGGAGGGUUUUUUGGAUGAGAUGAGGGAUGUUAUCAAGGUUGAUGAACUUAUUGAAGGCCUGUUUUCGGCCGAGAUCAGAUCGAUUCAUUCACAAAAAUGCGGAUACCGGAGGUCAUCAAGAUGGGCUAUUGUGGUACAAAGACACGGGACAGCAUGUUAACGGUGAGUUCUCGAUGGCGGUGGUUCAAGCCAACAAUUUACUUGAAGAUCAAAGCCAGCUUGAGUCCGGUUGUUUGAGUACACACGAGUCAGGUCCCUAUGGCACUUUCGUUGGCGUAUAUGAUGGUCAUGGGGGACCGGAGACUUCACGCUACGUCAACGAUCAUCUCUUUCAACAUCUCAAGCGGUUCACUUAUGAGCAACAGUCAAUGUCGGUUGAUGUAAUACGAAAAGCAUAUCAAGCAACGGAAGAGGGUUUUUUGUCUCUCGUUGCUAGACAAUGGCCUAUGACACCACAACUCGCGGCUGUUGGAUCAUGUUGCCUGGUCGGUGUUGUCUGUGGCACAAACCUUUAUGUCGCCAACCUUGGUGAUUCACGUGCUGUUUUGGGGAGAGCCAUAAAGGAAACCGAAGAGUAUCUAGCCAUUCAGUUGUCAGCCGAGCAUAACGCUUGCAUAGAGUCUGUAAGGCAGGAGCUGCAGUUGUUGCACCCCGAUGACUCGCAAAUUGUUGUUUUGAAGCACAAUGUAUGGCGUGUAAAAGGUCUCAUACAGAUUUCCCGAUCCAUUGGCGAUGUAUAUUUAAAGAAGGCCGAGUUCAACAGGGAGCCUUUAUAUCCCAAGUUUCGACUCCGCGAACCUUUUAAAAAGCCAAUAUUGAGUGCAGACCCGUCUAUAUCAGUGCACAAGCUGCUACCACACGAUAAAUUUGCGAUCUUUGCAUCCGAUGGGCUCUGGGAGCACUUAACCAAUCAAGAAGCCGUUGACAUAGUUCAAAAGCAUUCACGAACCGGAAGUGCAAGGAGGCUCGUAAAAACAGCUCUACGAGAAGCAGCAAAAAAGAGAGAAAUGCGAUAUUCCGACUUGAAGAAGAUAGACCGUGGCGUACGUCGGCAUUUCCACGAUGACAUCACGGUAAUCGUGCUGUUCCUUGACUCGAACCUCAUCAGCAAGGCUAGCUCCGUGAAGGGUCCGAACAUAUCGGUUAGAGGGGGCGGAAUAAACUUCCCUUCUAAUACAUUAGCUCCUUGUACUACACCGACCGAGACUACUGGAUAACAAAACCGAGAGCCUGCAAUUUAACUGCAAACUAUGUACAUCUUGUAGUGAAACUUGGUUCUUUUUUAACACUUCUGCAAUUAGGUAUCGAAAUUGUAAGUACAACUAUCUGGUGCUUGAGCUUUUAAUGGCUUUUUUUUUCUUUCUUUUUUUACGAAUAUAUUUGUAUCGGAUACAUAUUUAUAUGUAAUAAUCUCUAUUAUAUUUAACUAAAA